AUGGCGGGCGCCGCGAGAGCUCUCAACUGGAUGUACCGCAUGGCGGUGCCGGCGUCGGCGGGAGUCUUCCUCGCCAGCAACGCCAUGUUCGACGUCAAAGGUGGCACCCGCGCUGUCAUCUUCGAUCGCUACUCUGGUGUCAAGCAGGAGGUCGUGAAUGAGGGAACCCACUUCCUCGUCCCCUGGCUGCAGAAGGCCAUCGUCUUCGAUGUGCGCACCAAGCCCAGGAAUAUCGCCACUACCACCGGUAGCAAGGAUAUGCAGAUGGUCAGCUUGACUCUACGAGUGCUGCACCGGCCGAACGUCAAGGAACUUCCCAAGAUUUACCAGAACCUCGGCGCCGACUACGACGAGCGAGUUCUCCCCUCUAUUGGUAACGAAGUCCUCAAGUCCAUCGUCGCCCAGUUCGACGCCGCCGAGCUCAUCACCCAGAGAGAGGCCGUCUCUGACCGCAUCCGCGAGGAUCUGACCCGUCGAGCCGCCGAGUUCAACAUUGCCCUCGAGGACGUCUCCAUCACACACAUGACCUUCGGCCGUGAGUUCACCAAGGCCGUCGAGCAGAAGCAGAUUGCCCAGCAGGACGCUGAGCGUGCACGCUUCAUCGUCGAGCGAGCCGAGCAGGAGCGCCAAGCCAACGUCAUCCGUGCCGAGGGCGAGUCCGAGAGCGCCGAUGCCAUCAGCAAGGCCAUUGCCAAGUCUGGCGACGGUCUCAUCAUGAUCCGAAAGAUCGAGGCUAGUAGGGAGAUUGCCGCUACGUUGUCCUCCAACCCCAACGUUGCGUACCUGCCUGGAGGCAAGCAGGGUGGCCAGUACUUGUUGUCGGUGGGCAAGGCUUGA
This is a messenger RNA of Ilyonectria robusta, 837 nucleotides long. Its product is annotated as band 7 family-domain-containing protein. Gene Ontology annotation, biological process: mitochondrion organization. The record is from RefSeq and is a predicted model, not a curated record. Bases 1 to 837 code for a protein of 278 amino acids. The transcript has 2 exons. Gene Ontology annotation, cellular component: mitochondrion; membrane. Lineage: Eukaryota; Fungi; Ascomycota; Sordariomycetes; Hypocreales; Nectriaceae.